GAUUCUUGAGGCGCACCAUAAUUCUCGUUGCUGGACAAUGUCCGAGAUAUUGUGACGCGACUGCAGAAAAAAAGUUUGGGAGACGCGAUGAUUCUUCGCUUGUGACGUUGAUGCAGCAAUCACAAGGUGAAUGGUGGGGUAAAGACUUCACUUACUGUGACCUCAAACAUCAACCAUGUCAAAUCUAAAAACUGCAAUUCUUAUCGUGUCAACUACUGCUUCGAAAGAUCCGUCUACUGAUUCCUCGGGCGGGAUCUUAAAAGAUGUGUUCGAGCGUGAAGGAGGAGGUCAGUGGGAGGUAGUUGAUAUCAGGAUUGUGGGGGAUGAGGUGCUGGACAUUCAGAGGACCAUCACAGGUUGGACAGAUGGAGCUGAAAGUCCCAAUGUGAUUAUUACCACGGGAGGAACUGGUUUUGCUGUUCAUGAUAGUACGCCUGAGGCGGUCACUCCUCUACUUCACAAACAAGCUCCUGGCUUAGUACAUGGAAUGCUUGCUGCUUCAUUAGCUGUUACUCCUUUUGCUCUUAUGUCGAGACCUGUAGCUGGUGUACGGCACAAGACCAUUAUCUUGACGCUUCCAGGCUCACCAAAAGGAGCUCGAGAGAAUCUCCAAUCAAUCUUGAAACUCUUACCUCACGCUUGCCUCCAAGCAGCAGGAGCAGACUCGAGAACAUUGCAUGCUGGAGGUGUGAAGAAGCUGGAAAAAGAUGCAGGUGUGGGUGCCACUCCAGGCCACUUCCAUAGCCAUGCUCAUUCUCAUCACGGACACUCUCAUGGUGGCCACAACCACGAACAUGCUAUGCCCAUCAGGCAUACUGCUCCUGCCGAAAACCCAAAAUCAAAUGAUCCAAGUCUAGGACCAACAAGACGAAAUCGAUCAUCUCCAUAUCCCAUGCUCUCAGUCGAUGAGGCAAUUAAACUUAUCAAAGAACACACUCCAGCUCCCAAAAUAGUCACAGCAAAAGUCGAUGGCACUCUAGUUGGUUGUGUACUUGCAGAAGAUGUCACAGCGACAGAAGCCGUACCUGCAUAUCGAGCCAGUAUCGUGGAUGGCUAUGCAGUCAUUGCACCUGAAGAUGGUGGUUCAAGUAAAGGCGUCUUUCCUGUCGCUUCGAUAUCUCAUGCCACCCCUGGCGAGAUACCUGAGUUGAAACCUGGUCAAAUCACACGAAUCACUACGGGUGCUCCACUUCCUCCCGGUGCCACGUCAGUUGUGAUGGUUGAAGACACAGUUCUGAAAACUAUGACAGACGAUGGGAGUGAGGAGAAAGAAGUCGAGAUCUUGGCCGAGGACGUCAAGUCAGCCGAGAAUAUUCGGGAAAUUGGGAGCGAUAUCAAGAAAGACUCUGUCAUUCUUCGAAAGGGAGAAGAAAUUUCUGCCAUUGGCGGAGAAUUAGGUCUUCUUGCUUCAGUUGGAAGAGCCAAAGUGAUGGUAUACAAGAAGCCAGUCAUUGGUGUCCUUUCAACAGGAGAUGAGAUCAUCGAACAUAGUCGAGACGGGGAGCUAAGAUUAGGAGAAGUGAGGGAUUGCAACAGACCCACAAUCAUGUCGGCUGCUCGCGGUUGGGGAUUCGAAGUCGUCGACCUUGGAAUUGCGAGAGAUAAAUCUAGACACCUGGAAGAGACAUUGAGGAAUGGAUUCAGGAAAGUGGACGUCAUUAUCACAUCAGGAGGAGUAUCUAUGGGAGAAUUGGACCUUUUAAAACCUACGAUCGAGAGAUCUUUAGGUGGAACGAUCCAUUUUGGACGAGUAUCGAUGAAGCCAGGCAAGCCUACGACAUUCGCCACAGUGCCAGUGAAGAACAAUACUGGAGAGAGAUUCGAGAAAGUUAUCUUCUCGUUACCGGGAAAUCCAGUCUCAGCGAUCGUUACUUUCCAUCUCUUCGUCUUGCCGUCUUUACAUCAAGCUUCAGGUAUCGCUCCAGCGGGUCUACCAAAGAUUCAGGUCACACUGGAUCACGAAUUCCGUCUCGAUCCGCAAAGGGCUGAGUAUCAUCGGGCCAUAGUCACGCUAGGGAGAGAUGGGGUUAUUCAUGCUAGUAGCACAGGUGGUCAGAGAAGCUCUAGAGUAGGAAGUUUGAAGAGUGCUAAUGCACUGAUUUGCUUGCCUGCUGGGAAGGAGACGCUGAGCAAAGGGUCGAAGAUUGAGGCACUGUUGAUGGGGAAGUUGAAAAGUGAAUUUGAUACUUUGUAGGAUACAGGAAGCGGAAUUGAUUGAAAGAUAAUGAUCCAGACAAUCGACGAGCUUGCAUCGAAGUG
Messenger RNA from Mollisia scopiformis, 2259 nucleotides. RefSeq lists its product as uncharacterized. The record is from RefSeq and is a predicted model, not a curated record. Gene Ontology annotation, biological process: molybdenum incorporation into molybdenum-molybdopterin complex; Mo-molybdopterin cofactor biosynthetic process. NCBI's taxonomy places the organism in Eukaryota, Fungi, Ascomycota, Leotiomycetes, Helotiales, Mollisiaceae. The coding region runs from base 176 to 2194 and encodes 672 amino acids. Gene Ontology annotation, molecular function: molybdopterin molybdotransferase activity. Gene Ontology annotation, cellular component: cytosol; cytoplasm. The transcript has 3 exons.